Messenger RNA from Ectocarpus siliculosus, 1241 nucleotides. The record is from the annotation of a GenBank genome assembly. Lineage: Eukaryota; Phaeophyceae; Ectocarpales; Ectocarpaceae.
ACAACUGCAACCUGCGACGGGACACGGCCUGCCACACACGCAACAACCCACUCCCCUGCUACUCACUCUCUUUUAUGCACCCUACCACGGAUAGAACCGCCAACGUUGUUUGCUCCAUCUACCUCGACUCUCUAAACGUCGAUCUGUUGGUCUUAGUUGGUUUCCACUACUACUGCUACAUUACUGCUGCUACCGACGGCCGGCUGGAACCGAUACAAGCGAGCAUCAUAGAGCAUGGGAAUCAUGGAUGACUUCAGCUCGGGACACCAGCGGCUCAAGGAGCGAAUCCACAACUUCCGGAUGCCCCUGUCACGGCCCGGCCGCAUCGCCAUGAACAUCGUGUACUUCUCGAUCCCGGUGAUAGGGGGGCACUACCUCAUGCAGUGGGCGCAGGAACGAGCGCAGGUGAACCUGACGGAAGCGGGCGUGCUGCCGGAGCCGGGAGAGACACCAACGAGGUCAAAGACCCAUGAACAAAACGCCGCCAUCAAGAAACAACUAGAGGAAAUUAGAUCGAAGAGAUGACGACUCGCAGCCGUUACGAAAGGGGUGGAAGGCGUGACGGCGGGACGGGCUGGCUGGCUGCUCCCGCUUGGCGGUGGUGUGGGCGGGUACGUGCAGUGAUGGUGUCUGGUGGGCGGGCAACUUGAUGUUGACACUUGCCAAAGAGUUGACGACGCAUUCGAUCCGAAGAGAAAGGUGGUUUAUGUACCCCGUAGAAAACCAAAGCCUUCCACGUGGGGGGGCGUACCGUAUGGUGAGAUGUGUCGAUGUGUACCUUGGUUUGGUUUGGCGGCAGAAAAAGGGUGGUGUAUACGUUGGAAUGAGGUUGUGUUUUGAAAAGCAACAGCUACUCCGCGCGACCGACAGUAACACCAAUGAUCCUUCCCACCAAGAGAUAUUGGGAUACGGCGUCGUCGCGCCCUUGGCCACUCAACUUUAUGUAGUCGGUUAGCCUAGCUAAUUGUGAGUACACAAGGUUUGCCUCUUGUCUUCGAUCUGAUCUGCUACUGUUUUGGCCGUCACACAAGUAUCCAUCCGCUUUCGUCGCCCGAUCAAGAAUUUUCAUCCAACCAGCGAGGUGUUUGACGGCCGUUGACUGUCAUUGUGUAGACUUGGCACGUUCAACAGAAGUGGUAGUGGCUUAAGCGGACAAAACAACUAUUUCGUUCAAAUCACUACCAUGGGAUGGGGGCGGUGUUCAGAGAGGGCGAACGGUUUGAUCCCUCGAGGUUGAUUUU